GCUGCCCCCAGACAGCACCCAAAAACACAGGCCAGUUUCUGGCUUGGGGGUUUGACCAGGACUGGAGCACUGGGCUGAGACGCUUUGCAGACAGAGCUGGUGGGGGGCAUCAGGCCUCUUCCUGUGGUCAGCACUAGGGUGUCCCCCUGGUUUGGUCCCAGGUAAUGCCCUCAGCAAGGCUGGCUUGGACAUCUUGUCAUAGCGCCCUGCCCUCAGGCCUGGCUUGAGCAAGGAUGGCCCAGCACCUGCACCUCUGUCCAGACGAGAGAAGGGGCAGCUCCUGAGCCACAAGGCAGGAGCCAGAUCUCCUCAGCCACAGCCGAGCAUCACUCAUCUUGUGGUCAUGCAGCCAGGAGGAGCUAUCCCUGCCUCCUCUCCUGUCUGGGAUGCUGAUAAAAGGCUCUCUAGCCCUCCCUACCCCAUCUCCCCCACAGCCUGGCACAGAUGCUGCCCCAGCAGCUCUAGCUCUAUCAUCUCAGCACUGAGUGCCCAGGUGGAGCAAAGCAAAGCAUGCUGGACCUACGGCAUGGGUGUCCUCAGCAGCAUUUGCAGGCUGGGAAGGCAGCUGAGUGCAGGAUGUGGUCCAGGACUGGAAGGGGGCAGCUCCCUGGUGCUGGUGCUAUCUGCCUCAAGGUGUUCCCAGGGACCCCAAGGCAGGGUCCCUGCACCAACCUCCCCUGGCAAGUGCAGAUGCUGAAAGGCACAGCACUGGUGGCCUUGGGCUGGGGAAGAGGCCCUGCCCUGCAAGUUGUGGUGUGUCUUUGCUGCAUCCUUUCUUCCUGUGCAGCUGCUUCAACCAGAACAGGCCCCUCACACUGCUGGGCACCCACUGGUGUAGAGUAGUAAAUCCAGCCUGCCAGCUGCUCAGAGAGGCAUCCCGGCUCCUGAAGGUUCAAGUGCAGCACAGGGCACUGGGAGGAUGCUUCAGGGUUAUGGCUGUGCUACCUGCUCAGACAAAUGGGCCAAAAAUGUCUACCCUGUUGAGUUCCUGCCCUGCACCCCACUUUUUGUUGCCAAGGGAAUCUCUAGCAACCAGAAUGGAAAAUGGGCAGGUGGCAAGGCAUGGGACGAGGCCUCAGGACACCUGGGCUCUGCCUCAGCUCAUGUGUGUGCCCCUGAGAGGUCACUAUGCCCUUUACCCUCUACUAAAGGGACAAAUCUUCCCCUGCUGCCAGGACCACAGCAAGGAUCAGUCAGGUCCCAGCUGCAAGAUGCUUGGAGGCUGCAGUGACAGAGCUAGAUGGAGCUUCAUGGUGGGAAGUGGGCAGCUGCCUCCACUUGUCACUGAGUGCCAGCCUGCAGGUAGAAGUGCUCCCUAUCCCCAGCCCUAUGGGUGGCUGGUCUUGCCUGGCCUUUCCCACUGGCAGGGGCAGGAGCCAGCCCUGCAGCAUCACGUUUGCUUGCUGUGGCUAUCCCAGGUAAACCUGGGAAGCCCCCCCGCCCAUCACUGCCUGCUGCCCCACCUGAACUGCCCUCCUUCCUACCCUGCAGUGCCCUCAGCUGACAGAACCACCCACCAAAGCCCCAUGUUGGUGGCCAACCUCAGCAGCUCAGCCCAGUUCAGCUUGGGCAGGUUUCCUCCACUCACUAUAAGUCAGUGGGGUCCUGGUUUGGGCCUCAUACCCCAUCUAGCUGAGGCUACAGGUGCUGCUUCAGGCGGCCAGGGCCUGACAGCUGCAGGCAUGAAGGAGUUAGCAGUUCCCAGGGCCUGAUGCUCUUACAGCCCUGUCUCUGUGCUAGGAGCACUGUGAUGGUGCACCAGAGACUGAAGACCCCUGAGACAAUAAAGGAGAGGAUAAGCACCUUGCCUGGUAAAAGCCUCUCAGCCUGCACCCCACAGUGCGUCUCCUGUGUACCCUCCUUCCCCUGAGCUUCACAUAGCUGCUGUAGCAAUCCAGCCCUCCACACACCGCCCUUGAGGGCUCCAAUGCCCAUGUGGCUCCAGCCGCAGGCUCCGGACCUCCCUUUGCAGCAUUUCCCACCCCCUGAACAUGUAGCUGGAAGAGCAGCCCCUGCCCUUACAACCUGAGGCCUCCAUUCCCUGCGUGCCUCUGACAAUAAAGUAGUUCCUCCCAGUGCCCCACACAGGUAGCAGACACCUGCACUCCUCACCACGGCUCAAUGAGGGAGGCAGGCGGGCAUGGGAGGCACAUAGCACAUGGCCUUCAUGCCCCCCCCCCCCUUUCCCCUUGGUAAGGGGAAUAAAAAUCUGCUCCUUACUGACCCUAGCUCAGCAGGGGUGUAACUGAGGACCCCAGUAGAGCCACUUCUGCUUGCUGAGAGCCAGGGGGAGCUCAGAGCCAGGCCUGCCCUCACCAUACCCACCAGACUCAGGCACGAGGGCCCCUGCCUGGCAGGGGAGAGAGGAGCCUCUUCCCCUGCUCCACAUGGCAGCGCAGGGCAAGCCCAGGCAUCUCCUACUCACACUGGCACUUGGGGCUCCCACCCAGCCAAGCGCAGCAUCACCAUGGGCACAGUUACCCUUUAACCAUCCUGCUAUUAAUGAUCUACCUGCCUCCCAGCCUGGGCCCCAGGCCAGGCUGUGUGGCUGAACCAGCCUGUGCUGAACUUGGAGAAUCCUGGGCUGGGCCUGACAGCUCUCUCUGCCACUGCUAAAGCAGCUCUGGCUUCCUGGGGGUCCUGCACCAAGUGGGAGGGUGGCAGAGCUCAGCUCAGGGGCACCAGCAAGGCAGAGCUGGGUGGGCACAGGGGCUGGGAGGGGAGCGGGGCAGGUGCUGUAAGGUGUGUCUUGCUGGCUUGCUCCCUGUUGGCUGGGGCAGGGCACAGGAUCGUUACUAUUAUUUCCUGAUUCCAUCUCCUGGGUGGGUCCCACCGGUCCCACCCUGCUGCCCAGAUAAGAGAGCUCUCAGGCAGCACUCAGCUCCUUUGACACGGAGCUGGGCGGGGUGGUGAACCAGGCACGUAACCACCCAGCGAUCAGCACCACACACUCCAUUACGAGCAACGCAGCCUUCUGCACCUGUGCCAGCUGCUCAGGAAUCACGCAGGCCAGGGUGCAGCCAGGGCCACGCAACAAGGCAAAGGACCCGGAACCCACUGCAGCCUCCCGGUGGUGAAAUUCAGGAGGGAGCAACACCUGGGGCUGGAAUCGGCUGCUAGGCUUCUCCUGUGCCCAGAGCACCAUGCCAGUCACUGGGAUGAAUGCCCGCUCUUUGAUCUCCCCAGUUGGGAUCACCCGGUUCUUUGAGAUCUUCUUGUCCUGCACGACCUUCAGCCUGGUGGCCGAUGCCAAGGCCUUCUCAGGCUCCUAUGGGACCUGGUGCAUGUUCAGCUGGUGCUUUUGCUUUGCUGUGACAGUGCUCAUCAUAGUGCUGGAGCUGACCGAGCUGUUCCCCAGGCUCCCACUCUCCUGGGACGACUUCACCUCCGCCUUCUCCAUGCUGGCGGCGCUCAUGAUCUUCACCUCAUCCAUUGUGUACCCCUCCGUCUACAUCCAUGGCACAUGCUCCACCAGCGUCUGUGCUCGACAGGCUGCAGCUACCGCCAUGUCCUGUCUCUGCUUCAUCGCCUACGCCAUUGAGGUGGGCCUGACUAGGGCUCGGCCUGGAGAUGUCAGCAGCUUCCUCUCCACAGUGCCUGGCCUCCUGAAGGUAUUUGAAGCCUACGUGGCCUGUCUGAUCUUCUCCCUUGUGGACAAUGGCCAUUCGUACUAUCAUUUGCCCGGUCUGCAGUGGUCCAUGGCAGUCUACUGCAUCUGCUUCAUCCUCACACUGCUCAUUAUCAUCCUCACCAUUGGCCAGUGUCUUGCCUACAUCCCCUUCCCCCUGGAGAAAGUCCUGGUAGGUUACAAUGCCCUGGCUGUGCUGAUGUACCUGACCACAGCAGUCAUCUGGCCCUACUACAGCUUCAAGGGUGUGUCCAGGCCAAACCCCUGCAACAGCGACUGUCAAUGGAACAGCAAACUGGGUGUGACCUUUCUCACCUACUUCAACCUCAUCGCCUACAUUGUGGACCUGGUGUACUCCUCCAAGAUGGUCUUCUUUGUGACUGCAACCACCUAACUCCGUGAGGCCAGCCAUGCCCGGACAGGGACAGGGGCAUUCAGCCUGCAGCACUGGGGAGGGUAUGGGCUCCAGCACUCCUCUCUAGUGCUAGGUUUUGCUGGGGCAUGUGAGCUCCAGCAUCCUGUGACCUGCAGAGCAGUCCCAUGUGCUGGGUGGGAGGCUGGUGAAUGUGGUGGGAGUUGAACACAUAGGGCUGGCAUUGCAGAGGGCUCCCUUGUGACCUGUAAAAUGUGAGAGGGGCCUCUAAGCCAGGGAGGGUGAGGCUUUGGGGAUGGGGGUUCAGACAUGGGGCUAAGGGUUACAGAGCUGGGCCCCAGCCCAGGGUAAUCAGUGGAAGUCUCCCCACUGCCUUCUACACCUGAGCUGGCUAGGUAGCACCAUGUUUCUGGGGGCAAAGGGGGCAGGGGGCAGUGCUGGGGGUUUCAGCACUUGAGUUUGUUUGGGAAGCUCAGGAAGUUGCCUGAUUUGGCACUUAAAUGAAGGUAGAUAAAUGGCUUGCUCCCUCCCUCCGGGAAACUAAGGAUCAAGUGUGGAGGCCUUGGAGAGCAAAGCAAACUGCUGUAUGUGUGUUUAGGAGGGUGUGUGUAUGCCUGGACAUGAGUAAAAGCUUUUCACUAAAAGGGGGCUGCAAGGUGUGUCCAUCCUUCAGGGCUCAGUGAGUAAGAAACUGUUGGGGGGACAGAAGGGGCAUGGGAGAAGGUACUAGGUGCUCUUGGGUGGGUUUGGCAGCCCACACUGAGCUCUGGACCUGCACAGGUCCCUGCACUGGUAGGUUUAAAGCCAGCUUGGGCAUGCUGGUGCCUCAAUGCAGAGCCUGCAAGGCAAGCACAUCUAGAACGUGCAGGCAACACGCAGCCAGUGCCUUCUACAGCACUUGUGCCCUCAGCAAAGUGGGGGUGGUGCUGUACCUGAGGGGCCUGCCCUCCCUGCCUAGGGGGCCUGGCAGGGGCUUGCAAAGAGGGUUUAUUUGCCUGGUUGCAGGAGGUGUGUGUAAAAGGCAGUAUUUCCCUGCUUGUUUCAAACUGUAAAACAUCAGAAAGGUCCAGUCUGCCUCCAUUGGUUUGUUUUAGGGAGUUGGUAAAUGCUCAAGCCUGAUAUGAAGGGCUGGGCCUGGGGCUGCUGGUCUUUAACAAAAGCCUCCUUUCUCCCGGAUGUUAAUUAGUCAUUGGAGUUCAACCCCUGUGAUAAGAAUUGGCUCCUUCCGCCUUCUCAUUACUCACCUUCCUUGUGAUGUCAUUUCAUGGGUUCUCCCGUUAGGGCAGCUAUUCAGGCUAGACAGAGCCUGGAUUUAUAUGGGGAGAAGCAGCAGAAAACUUCAAAUUCUUCUUCACCUUCAAACAUUUUCAGCCUGUCUCUGUCCAUCACUUUACAGAUCUCCUUCAGGGCUUGAGACAGGGACAAGACAUGGUCGAAUCUCAGUCCAUUUUUCCUCCCAUGGGUUAUUGGAGUGAUGGAAAAAGGGUUACAGCAGCUUGUCUGCUUGUCUCUUGCUUCAAUGAGCCCCACAGAGCUCCCUUGGUGUCUAGGCCUGGCCUGGAGGUGUUAUGGUGAUAGCUGUGGAUUGUUGUGGUGAUAGCAAGUCCAUUGGCUUGUAUAUCUGCACAGGUGGAGCAGAAAAGAUGGAGAUUACCUUCCCCAAUGACCACCAGCUCCAUGAGGUGCACCCAGAGCCAGACCCUUUGUGCCCUCCCCCCCACAACACACACACACACACCAGCUCCAAGUCACCUGUGGACAGGACCCAGCCCUAGUCUGUCACCCAGUGUCUGCUCCCUCCUGUGUGUUCAUUGUCUCUGGAGUCAAGUGCCUAAAUAAAGGUUAAACCUGUCAC
This is a messenger RNA of Alligator sinensis (Chinese alligator), 5856 nucleotides long. Its product is annotated as myeloid-associated differentiation marker homolog. Gene Ontology annotation, cellular component: membrane. The record is from RefSeq and is a predicted model, not a curated record. Lineage: Eukaryota; Metazoa; Chordata; Crocodylia; Alligatoridae. The transcript has a single exon. Bases 3144 to 4022 code for a protein of 292 amino acids.